AUGUACUACAAAUCCAAGGCUGAAGGCAGCCAUCAAUCCAAUCCCGGCAAAUGGUAUAAAACGAUUUUCAAGCUAGCGGCAGCAACUGAUGAUCAACAAUCUCUAUCCUCGCCUGACCACGCUAACUUAGUGGAAAUCGCUGACAGGCUGCAAAGAAGUUUUAUUAAGCCUUGGCUAGAAAUUCAACCAAAUCCUCCCAGACUUCAAGCGGUAGAGCAUUUGCUCAAGGACAACCACCCACUCCGACCAUCCAUUGGCCAACUCAAAACCGUCCUAAAACACCUAAAUCCUAGGAAAGCCACCGGGUCGGAUAAUAUCCCUGCAUGGUGUCUUAAACGGUACGCAGAAGAACUAGCACCAGUAGUCCACGAUAUUGUGGUUGCAAGCAUAGUUCAAUGCAAAUACCCCACCUCGUACAAGCAUGCAAUCAUCAGUCCGAUACCAAAGAUCCGUCCACCCACAGACCUAGAUAGUGACUUUCGCCAAGUUUCCGUGCUACCACAACUGGCAAAUGUUAUCGAGAAGCUACAGCUCCAACUCAAUUAA
Messenger RNA from Paramuricea clavata, 546 nucleotides. Lineage: Eukaryota; Metazoa; Cnidaria; Anthozoa; Malacalcyonacea; Plexauridae. The record is from the annotation of a GenBank genome assembly.